AUGAUAACUUCACCUCCCGCCAAUUCUUCAAAUCCUCGACGUAGGAAGCGUAAAGAUCAAGCUUGUGAACCUUGUCGGAAGGCAAAAACACGCUGUGAUCAUACAACUCCCAUUUGCUUGCGGUGUCAACGAAAAGGUGCCGCUGCAAAUUGUGUAUAUGUGCCCUCGCAUCCUCCAAGUCAUGGCCCUUCCUCUGAACACUCGAUAUCCAAUCCCUCUCAGCCCGUCAGAGAUAUCACAGACGACUCCUUAGUGUCACCGCAAAUAUCUGGAUCCAUAGAUUCACGAAUAGAUCAUGCUGCAGCAUCAAGAAAAGUUUUGGGAUUCUAUGGUCCCACGAGUUUUUCAGCACCGUUUCUUGAUAACGAGAAUGGCCUCGUAUCGGAUGUUGACGAUGAGGCAGAAGGUACAUUUUCUGCAGCUUCGAUAACGACGCCCCCCACGUUAUCCAUAGUCACGAAUGGUCAACAAACCGCGGAAAUAUCUUUGGGAAUGAGAGUUUUGAGUCAACUUCCUGACCAAAUUACCUGUGAGUCACUCAUGGAAAAUUAUACUUUGAUAUCAAUAGAGUAUGCUUUCCACAAGCCUACUAUCCUCCACUGUAUGAAAUCCCUAUGGUCCACAUUCGGUCAAAGUCUACGACAUCCCAGGAGGCCAGAAAGACUCAGAGAGGUAGCUUACUUGUUGAGCAAAAAUACCAGCACAGAAUUUCCUGACGCUGAAGAUGGAGAUGCUUGGUUAUCUUCAAUGUCAGGUAUGAACUUUAGGUGGGAAGUUCUGGGUAUAUUAUUCUGUGUACUGGGACAUCGGACUGCUGGUAUGCGAGACAAGGAACAGGAAUACUUUUCUGAAACACAGUCAGGUAGACGAAAGAAGAGGCUUGUUUUUACGGAAGAAAUGUACGAGUGUGCUGAGGGCUGCGUAGAAAUCUGUAGUAAGAUGGAUGUAGGUAACAUUCUUAUGCUGAGUUUAUUGUGGAAAACAAACACACUUCAGAGUGAGAUCAUAGGAGACAUGUCCUUCAAAUUAUGGAGAAGACAGGGCGACAAAGUUCAUCUUGCUACAGCUCUAGGUCUUCACCAUUGUGCCAUUCGACCCGACGCCGGAGUUACGACUUCGCUAGAGAUCAAGAGGCGUAUCUUUUCUGCUAUAUUUGUCAACGAUAAGACGUUGUCGAUUUUCACUGGUAGGCCUCCUGGCCUGAGCCGUCGCUAUAAUUCAUGCCCGUUACCUCUUGAUCUCGAAGAUGAGAUCCUUCUGGCUGGAAAGGAGACCCUUCAAGAAGAAGCGAGUAAGCUGGAUGAGAAUGGUUGGAACAGAGAGGGUGAUAUAUAUUCUUCCUCGAGAAUUCGAGCAUCGAUGAUGUAUGGUGAGAUCAUAGAUGAGAUAUUGGAAAUUUCACUCGGGACUGUCAAUCAAUUCUCCGAAGCUCGUAUAAUGGACUUGCGAAAACGAAACGAAGAUAUUCAGCAGCGGCUUCCACCGUGGCUUCGUCUUUCAAGCUCUACUCCAACCAAUUCAUCUACAACUACUCAUUGGAUACAGACUGCACUCAAAUUCAAUUGUCUUCAGUGUUCAUUCAUUUUGGAACAAGUUUUCGUUAGGAAAGUCCAGGGUGACAAGCAGCCACUGCUUGACAUUUCGAGACAACUCUUGGCGCUAACCGUUUCCAUGUGGACUUCUAAAGAUCGCUUUGUGACCUAUUAUUCCGAUUAUGACUGGAUUAUCAUGUGUUACGGAAUUCCAUCAGCAGGCGUCAUAUGUGUUGAACUCAUCAAAGAGAUGGAAAACCCCGCAGCACAGCCGACCUAUUACCUGCCUCGAUCAGAAGUAAUCCAAAACCUUAGUCUAUUAGUCGGCUUCCUAGAUUGGGUAAGACCGACAGCUGCGAAUCAUGAACUAUGUGGAAGAAUGCGUCAAAUAGUCAAGAGGACCUUGGAUAAGAUUCUUGAUCCCCCUAAAACCACCAACACUCCCAAAGCGUCUACUUCUAUCGCAGUUCCGUUAUCAAAUCUUGAUUUCGAACCGAUGGUCAUGGACGACUUGGACUGGCUGGAUACUAUUGAUUGGGCAAAAGGACAAUUUAUGGACUUGCGAAUGGAGGGAUAUAAUGAAUUCUCUUGA
Messenger RNA from Botrytis byssoidea, 2124 nucleotides. RefSeq lists its product as uncharacterized. Gene Ontology annotation, cellular component: nucleus. The coding region runs from base 1 to 2124 and encodes 707 amino acids. Gene Ontology annotation, molecular function: DNA binding; DNA-binding transcription factor activity, RNA polymerase II-specific; zinc ion binding. NCBI's taxonomy places the organism in Eukaryota, Fungi, Ascomycota, Leotiomycetes, Helotiales, Sclerotiniaceae. The record is from RefSeq and is a predicted model, not a curated record. Gene Ontology annotation, biological process: regulation of DNA-templated transcription; DNA-templated transcription. The transcript has 4 exons.